UGAUUGGUGCGAGAGGUGAGGAAGGCGAGGCUCUGAGCCGGAGGUUUUGUUGUGAGGGUCGGUUGUCAAGCAGCGGCCAAUCAGGCCAGGGGAUGGAGGCAAGUGGGGGUCGCGCCUGGAGCGGAGCCUCGGCCUCCAGAGCCGCAGCUGCAGCCCAGUGUUGAGCUGAGAUGGCUCAAGCCUGACAUUCCAUGACCCAGGAUCCCGACAGUCACGCACGGGCUGCUGCUGUGGAUGAUUUAAAACCACGAGGUGGUCCGGGGCUGGGAGACGAAGCAUUCCCUCUGCCUGGAUGUGUGGAAACUCCCUGCCAACUUGAUUGGUGGAUCUGGGGGGGGAUCCACCCCCACCCCACAAGGAAAGCACUGUCUACUGUGGGUGGAACUUCAGGUGCCAGCCAGCUGAAGGAUGGCCACCCCUGUGGUCACCAAGACGGCCUGGAAGUUACAGGAGAUCGUGGCCCAUGCCAGCAACGUGUCCUCACUGGUGCUGGGCAAAGCCUCGGGCCGGCUGCUGGCCACAGGCGGGGAUGACUGCCGCGUCAACCUGUGGUCCAUCAACAAGCCCAACUGCAUCAUGAGCCUGACGGGUCACACGUCCCCAGUGGAGAGCGUACGUCUCAACACCCCUGAGGAGCUCAUUGUGGCCGGUUCCCAGUCGGGCUCCAUCCGCGUCUGGGACCUGGAAGCUGCCAAAAUCCUUCGCACACUUAUGGGACACAAAGCCAACAUCUGCAGCCUGGAUUUCCACCCGUAUGGCGAGUUUGUGGCCUCGGGUUCCCAGGACACGAACAUCAAGCUCUGGGACAUCAGGAGGAAAGGCUGUGUGUUCCGAUACAGGGGGCACAGCCAGGCCGUGCGGUGUCUCCGGUUCAGCCCCGACGGGAAGUGGCUGGCAUCGGCCGCAGAUGACCACACGGUGAAGCUCUGGGAUCUGACUGCUGGCAAGAUGAUGUCCGAGUUCCCCGGCCACACAGGGCCUGUCAACGUGGUGGAGUUUCACCCCAACGAGUACCUCCUGGCUUCUGGCAGCUCUGACAGGACCAUCCGUUUCUGGGAUCUGGAGAAAUUCCAGGUGGUGAGCUGUAUCGAAGGGGAGCCAGGGCCUGUCAGGAGCGUCCUCUUCAACCCCGAUGGCUGCUGCCUGUAUAGUGGCUGCCAGGACUCACUGCGCGUCUACGGCUGGGAGCCCGAGCGCUGCUUUGACGUGGUCCUCGUCAACUGGGGCAAGGUGGCCGACCUGGCCAUCUGCAAUGACCAGCUGAUAGGCGUGGCCUUCUCCCAGAGCAGCGUCUCCUCUUACGUGGUGGACCUGACGCGGGUCACCAGGACGGGCACGGUAGCCCCGGACCCCAUGCAGGACAGCCAGCCCCCGGCACAGCAGCCGCCACACCCCAGCGCCCCGCUUCGGCGCAUCUACGAGCGGCCCGGCGCCACCGGCAGCGAGCCUCAGAGGGUGAAGCAGAACUCAGAGAGCGAGCGCCGCAGCCCCAGCAGCGAGGAUGACCGGGAUGAGCGGGAGUCUCGGGCGGAGAUCCAGAACGCCGAGGACUACAACGAGAUCUUCCAGCCCAAGAACAGCAUCAGUCGGACGCCACCCCGAAGAAGUGAGCCCUUCCCAGCACCCCCGGAGGAUGACGUGGCCACAGCCAAGGAGGCAGCAAAGCCCAGCCCAGCCAUGGACGUGCAGUUCCCGGUGCCAAAACUCGAGGUCCUGUCCCGGCCCCCAGUCGUCACUUCCACCCCUGCACCCAAGGCUGAGUCUGCCAUCAUCCCUGCCACCCGGAACGAGCCCAUCGGACUGAAGGCCUCUGACUUCCUGCCUGCCGUGAAGAUCCCCCAGCAGGCGGAGCUGGUCGACGAGGAUGCCAUGUCACAGAUCCGCAAAGGCCAUGACACCAUGUGUGUCGUGCUCACCAGCCGCCACAAGAACCUGGACACCGUGCGGGCCGUGUGGACCACGGGUGACAUCAAGACGUCGGUGGACUCGGCCGUGGCCAUCAAUGACCUGUCCGUGGUCGUGGACCUCCUUAACAUUGUCAACCAGAAAGCCUCCCUGUGGAAGCUGGACCUAUGCACCACCGUCCUGCCACAGAUCGAGAAGCUUCUGCAGAGCAAGUAUGAGAGCUAUGUCCAGACGGGCUGCACCUCUCUGAAGCUGAUCCUGCAGCGGUUUCUGCCCCUGAUCACAGACAUGCUGGCGGCCCCGCCCACCGUGGGUGUGGACAUCAGCCGGGAGGAGAGCCUCUGGCCACAAGGCUCUCCGGGGCCCCAUAUUGCCUGCCUGGCUCUUCAGAGAUGAGACCACGCCUUCUCCAAGACCCAGAGGCGGUGCACCAGGCAGCGUGGCCAGCAGGGGGCAGCAGAGCGAUGGGCCGGCGGGAAGGGGUAAGUUCAGACUUGUUCUGGGGAGAAGAGGGACCCAGCAACUCCCCCUUUCACGGCUAGGAGAAACAGGUGAGGAGUGGGCUCAUCAGCUCAUCCCCUGUCUCAGCCACACUCCCACUGUCCCGUGGAUGCCUCCAGGGCCAGCAGGUGUACACUGCAGGGGGCCAGGACCCCAGCCUUGCAGGUAUGGCCACCGCUAGGCUGACCCAGGGCCCACCACCCUCCCCCAUCCCUCCAGGAGGCCUCCAGGGAUAGGACCGGAAGGGCAGCUGCCCCGUCCUCCAAACAGCUUUCACUCCCUGCAGGAGCCCCCAGUGCUGGCUGGCCGGAACAGCUCCCCUGACCCAGUGGUCGUCCCUUAUGCUCCUGAGGCAGAUUCCACCCCAGUUUGGUGGGAGGGCCUCACUGAGCCCUGCCCAUGUUUUCCCAAGGUUGGGACCGGGUGCAGGACAGCACAACCCCCGUGGUGGCACUGCCCUGGUGGGUGGGGUGCUGUCCGUAGAGGCAGAGGGAGGAGGGGUGCAGCACUUACCUGUGGCCAGUUCACUUAAGGGGACAAGGCCAGGGCAGGCGGUGGAGUGGGGCCCACUCCGGCUGGGUUUUUGGCAAGCCUGUGGAGAGCUUGAGUUUCCCAUCUAUAAGAUGGAGGUGACAGCACUGUUGUAUGGGUCACAGUCAUGAUAAGGGUGGGGGGAGGGGGCCCCUCCUAGUCAGGAAUGUUCAGAAAAAUAUGAUCCUGACUUGGUGACCAGCCGGCAGUGGGGAGCCAAUGGCACGUGCCAGUGCCCUGCUUGCCCCCUGCGACCUGACCGGGGGUUCACGAGACCAACUCUUCCAGACGAUGCUUGUGUAAAAAGGUUAUUUUAAUAAGUAAAAAUGCCUAAGCUUCCAAAAGUUCUUAAAUAGGAUUUCAGAGGGAGGAAAAUGUCAAGAGGCCAGUGGGCAAGGCGAUAGCCUGGUGCCAGGCACAUGACGGGGAGCAGCAAGAUCCCCACCCACUGGCCUCCUGCCGGCCAUAAAUACAGCCCGGCCCGCGGCGGCGAGGGCCGUGCUCCUGUGUACACCUAGGAACACUAUAUACACGCCC
Messenger RNA from Lagenorhynchus albirostris (white-beaked dolphin), 3474 nucleotides. It is a transcript of the gene KATNB1, whose product is annotated as katanin regulatory subunit B1. Bases 409 to 2301 code for a protein of 630 amino acids. Gene Ontology annotation, cellular component: katanin complex. The record is from RefSeq and is a predicted model, not a curated record. Gene Ontology annotation, biological process: microtubule severing; microtubule depolymerization. NCBI's taxonomy places the organism in Eukaryota, Metazoa, Chordata, Mammalia, Artiodactyla, Delphinidae. The transcript is spliced from 20 exons. Gene Ontology annotation, molecular function: microtubule binding.